Molecule: messenger RNA, 834 nt
Organism: Musca domestica (house fly)
Lineage: Eukaryota; Metazoa; Arthropoda; Insecta; Diptera; Muscidae
Exons: 3
Coding region: 79-834 (251 amino acids)
Source: RefSeq, a predicted model, not a curated record
GAACAAAUAACCAUAAUUCGUAACUGACACCGUGGCAUACAAGUGGAGCACGACCAGUGAAAUUACAUCAAACAUGAUAUGUUGUUCCCGGAUGAGACAUACGAAGAUUAUCAUCGACGCAUAAGUUUGACAAAUACUCGUAGCAAAUCUACAGCAACGUCAUUGCCAAAUACCACCACUACAAGCGAAGGGAGCCUUAAGAAAGACAAUUCCAAACGCAAGGCUGCAUCAAGUGGCAGCAGUGAGCGGGAGAGUAGUUGUACUAGCAGUAAUAGUGGCAGUUACAAAAGGUGUAACGAAUUCUUUGACAAUAUACCGGAGCUCGAAGAAGAGGAACAUGUUCCCCACUUUGAUCGACAGCAUGAGAAAAGUAAACAAAGGACACCAAAACAUCGCCAAAGCAGUAACGGAUACGGCGACGAGUCUUCAGAUUUGUCCACAAAUCCAUAUUUCUUGCGAAGGUGUGAAGCGUAUAUGCGGCAAUAUGGAAUACGGCCUGAUUUCUUUUGCCAGUAUUACAAAGCUGUUUGUAAUUCAGCAUCGGCUUCAUCUUCAAGCAGAAAUACUCCUUCUCGAAAUAAGCAAAUCAAGAAAAUUUCAUAUUCAUCUAAGGAACAUUCCAAGUCUGGCUCGCCUAGAAAUCCCAUAGCAAGUAAAACUUCUUCGUCGGAAGAAAUGGUCCAAAGAUUUACCAAACGUUCGGCAAUAUAUACUUUACCGAUGACCAAAAGGAAAUUAGAUGUCCAUGACAAGAUCGCAAAUAAUGAGACAACAGGUAACAAUAUCCAGCAUUUAAAUAAUGUAAGAACCAUAAAAUUUUAUGCCGCAUCAUAA